UGAUCUGUUGACGCGAUUAUGUGUCAUUAUUUUAGUGUUAAGUUACAGUACAGUUCUUGCGGCUUACAACAUUACGGAUCGUUAUUUAUCUAUGGGCCCCCGAAAUAAUUACCAGACGAGACAGGAACGUUUACUAAACUUUAACACGGACACGGACGGAGAGAUUAGUAUUGAAAUGCAAUUUGCAGUUCCCUUUAUCAGGAUACCGGUGGAGAAAGCCAUACAUGCGACAAAAGGCGCCGUAGCUAAUGUCAAUGUAGCCGCACUUGUGGUAACAGCAGCGAUCGCUCUUAUGACUGGUUUCGUUUUACCUGCCCUUCUUAAACUAUUCAGCUAUAAAUACAUGAACAUGGCAGAAGCAGCUGACAUGCCCAUGGGAAGAAGUUUCAAAAGUGGACCCUCGGAAAUUUGGCGCUUCCUAACAGUAAUGGAUCAAGCUCUAAUGGAAAAUGACUUGGACACCACGUCUUGUAUGCAAAAAAUGGUGUGCUACACGGUAAGGGAAUCGUCAAAUAAAGUUUCCAACGGCCUAGCGUCGAGUAAAGACAAAAUCAUUGAUGGAAUAGUAACAAAUGAAUGGAUAAGUAAAUUAUUCGACGGUACGCCGGUGCAGUCGGCGAUAAGAAGUGGUUUAGAUGGAGUGAAUUGUUCGAACGAGUACAGCUUGUGUAAACUAGAGCAAAAGACGUUUGCUAAUUUGGUUAGACAGUUCGCGAAUACCAUUAAUUUGACGUAACGAGUGUAACUAGUCAUAAUACAUACCUAAUUUGUUUACUUUGCAUAUAUUAUUUGUUGUAGUGAUAAUUGUUGGGAAAUUAAGUUUAUGUUUUUUCUACAUGUUAUUUAGCAUUGUUUUA
Photinus pyralis (common eastern firefly) is the source of this 857-nucleotide messenger RNA. RefSeq lists its product as uncharacterized. The transcript has 3 exons. NCBI's taxonomy places the organism in Eukaryota, Metazoa, Arthropoda, Insecta, Coleoptera, Lampyridae. The record is from RefSeq and is a predicted model, not a curated record. Bases 92 to 736 code for a protein of 214 amino acids.